Acipenser ruthenus (sterlet) is the source of this 3563-nucleotide messenger RNA. RefSeq names its product early growth response protein 3. The transcript is spliced from 2 exons. Gene Ontology annotation, biological process: regulation of transcription by RNA polymerase II. Gene Ontology annotation, molecular function: RNA polymerase II cis-regulatory region sequence-specific DNA binding; DNA-binding transcription factor activity, RNA polymerase II-specific. The coding region runs from base 251 to 1483 and encodes 410 amino acids. The record is from RefSeq and is a predicted model, not a curated record. Lineage: Eukaryota; Metazoa; Chordata; Actinopteri; Acipenseriformes; Acipenseridae.
CAUCAGCGCAGCUGACUUCUUUUUUUUUACACACAGUAAAGAAAACAAUAAACGUCAAUACAAGGAUAAAGCAUCGCAUUCUCCGAGCGCCUUGGAUCUACAAUUUACCUGAGAUUUAUUUUGAUUUAUUUUUUAUUAUCUUCUUCACUAUCAUUCGCAUUAUUGGGUGGCCACUCUUCCUAGCAGAUCUGGCGUACCUGUCGCUCCCUAUACAUCUGCUGCUAUCAAUGCUUGCCUGGAUAUAAGUGCUAUGACAGGGAAACUCGUGGACAGGCUCCCUAUGAUUACCAUGAGCAGUUUAAUGAGCCCAAUACCUGACCAUCUGUACCAAGAAGAAGACAUUCCUACGUCUAUGAAUAUUUUCUCCAGCCCGGAUUCCAUGUCCCACUAUUCACAGAUGUCCUCAGAUAACAUGAUGGAGCUGGGAAUGGGCAGCGACAAGGCGGCCCAGGACCUCCAGUACAGCGGCUCCUUCCAGCCCAACCGCAGCGGCCAGACAGUCACCUACCUGGGCAAGUUUGCCUUCGACACCCCCCCUGCGAGCGGGCUGGGGGGCUCGGGCUGGGGCUCGGACAACAACAUCAUCAGCCUGGUGAGCGCGGGGAUCCUGGGGGUGUCUCCCUCCCCCGGAGCCCUCAGCACACACACCUCCUCCCCCGCGGGCCAGGCCUCGGAGCUGGAGCAGGUGUAUGGCACCCCGCUGCCCCCUUACUCCAGCUGCAGCGAUAUGUACCAGGAUCAGGUCUCCUUCCACAGCCCCCCGACCACAACCGCGCUGCCUUACUCCAGCGCAGAGUACCACCCGGCCAAGCCUGCCAUGGACAGCAACCUGUUCUCCAUGAUCCCGGACUACAACCUCUUCCACCACCAGGGGGAGGUAAGCGUCAUGGAGCACAAACCCUUCCAGAGCAUGGACCCCAUCCGUAUUAACCCGCCCCCCAUCACCCCACUGGAGACUCUCAGAGCUUUCAAAGAUAAGCAGCAGGUCCACCCGGGCUAUGCAGGUGGGCAGCACCACCAGCACCACCAUCCUUCCCAGCACCAUCAACCUCCACCGACACUCACCCUGAAGCCCAUCCGCCUCCGGAAAUACCCCAAUCGGCCCAGCAAGACCCCCGUCCACGAGCGUCCCCACGCCUGCCCAGCUGAAGGGUGCGACAGGCGCUUCUCACGCUCCGAUGAGCUGACCCGCCACCUGCGCAUCCACACGGGCCACAAGCCGUUCCAGUGUCGCAUCUGCAUGCGUUCCUUCAGCCGCAGCGACCACCUGACCACCCACAUCCGCACCCACACCGGCGAGAAGCCCUUCGCCUGCGAGUUUUGCGGCCGCAAGUUCGCCCGAAGCGACGAGCGCAAGCGGCACGCCAAGGUGCACCUCAAGCAGAAAGACAAAAAGCUGGCGGAGAAAACAGCUGCCGCAGGCGGCCACGGUUCCCCUCCGGUCUCCUGCAGCAGCUCCUUGACGGUGACCACAUGUGCGUAAAACUGGACUGAAGCGGGAAGUGACACUGCACAUUACUGCAAAGGGUCCCCCGUUGCACCAACCUCACCUGGUAUUUUCUCUUUGGAAGAAAAAAAAAAUGGGACUCGCAGCUUGUUUUUUUCUAUUGUUUGUUUGUUUUGAAGCUGGACUGUUUUUGUGUUUGUGGCGUUUAUUCCACACGACGUGGGUCUUGCUGCCCUGACCCAUCGCGGGCAGGGGAGAGAGAGAGAAAGAGAGAGAGUGCUGGGCUCGUGGGACACUGCAGUGCAAACGUGCCGUCAAUGAUGUUCCUUUAAAACCAGUCUGAUUCCAGACGGUCUUUAGCAGCGAAUCCAGAUUGAAAAAAAUGCACUUAUAGAAACCAGAAUGGGGGAGGGGUAUGGGAUGGGCUACUUUUGGUGGCCCUUCAAUAUUUCAUUAUUUGUUUUGAGUUUUUACUUUGCAAAGCUGUCUUUUAAAAAAAAUAAAAACACCAACAACAAUGAACUGCUUGUAGGCGCUAAAGAUUGGGGCUUUGCUGUCGGGACGUUUGCCUUUGACGGCUGCUUGAGUCAGUUCAACCAGUUUUGUAUCUGAUUUCACUACAGCUUAUAUAUUAAAAAUGCAAUUGUGCCAAAAAAGAAUCUGACUUUAGCAAGUGUUCAGUGGGAAUGUCAAAGGGCCCUUUUCAAUGCAGCCCAGUCUUUCGCAAUGUUGUUGAUUAUGAUCCUAGAUUUUUAGUUUAUUUCUGAAGAAUUCUAAAGUUGACAAACCCUCUAAAGGAGUUGUAAUCUUGGAAGGUGAUCGGGGUGGGACCAUGCCCAACACAGCCGAUCCAAAAAGUACAAGAAACAGCUUUAGAAUUCUGUAGCAUAUAUUAUGGUAUCCGAAAGCAUGCAUACCGGAGACAGAUUAUUGAAUUUAUCAGGAAGAUCAGGAAACGAAACGGCCAUUCUUAGCUUUUCUCCAUGUGGGAUAUUAAGCACUUUUUUUAUACAGAACGGUACAGUAAAUUUGCCCAAAUUAACAGCAAUUUUGUUUCAGGUGACAGUACUUUGUCAUGCUGGAGUUAAUUGAAUAACUGGUGCAUGUCAUCCAAGUUCUGCAAUAUUCCUACAGUUCCAAAUAUUACAGAACUAUAUCAUUCUAUUCAACAGUACUCAAGUACAAGUUCUUUAUAGAAUUCUGUCCAGAAGUAAUUGAGAUCUGUACUGUUUUUGAAAAUAACGCAGGGGUGUAAGACUCUGGCUUGAGGGUGUCUUGCCACAUCGCUAAAGUUUUAAUACCACAGGGAGUUUAACACCCAUGUAAACUUUUAGAAACAGAAUGUAAAGCAGCAGCUGCCGUUUCCAGUGUUAAGUUUUGUUUUUAUAUAGACUGAAUGUAUAUAGAUUUUAUUAAAAGAGGGAACACUUUCUGUAAAUAUAAGAGAUUGUAGUGCAAUUCAGUAGUCCAGUUUGCACAGAGAGAUACUUUCUUCUGCCUGUUACCGGCUUACGCACGCUGGGUAGCGAUCGCUGGGACUCGAGGUAGUGAUUUGAUGUCUUGUUUUAGGGUUGUGGAGCUUUGAGACAGUGACACUCUGAUAACGUCACAUCUGAGACCCUGCAGUAGAAUCUUGCAAUGUUCAAACAUGUUCAAUAUUUAAAAGACAUGGGCCAGACCUAAGAAAAUGAAACAAAACUAAUAACAAUUUAACUCUUUUUUUUUUUUUUAAAAGCAAUCUGACAGAGUAAACUCCCGGCUCCCAGUGUUUUGAAGCAUGCUGUUAAGAGUAUAUUGCUGGAAGGCUCUUCAUAUCUGGGUGACUUAACCCUACAGUAAAGCCAUAGGCUGGCUUGUCUUUUCAGCCUCUGUCACUCUAAAAAGCUCCAGCUCUUGCAUAGCGACAUAAUUUGGAAAGUUUUAGUCGAUUGGUAUCUUGGUAUCUUCUUCAUUGCAUUAAACGUGUUACAAUAUUAUACUGAUGCAAUAUUUUUGGGAAUGCAACCUACAUACAAUAGAUGUAUGUUAGUGUUAAAGUCAGCAGAUUAUCCAGUCCAAAUUGGACUAAUGCUUGAAUUAAAUGGAUAAUCCUACUUCUACCCUAAUGUGCAGUUUA